Molecule: messenger RNA, 2510 nt
Organism: Protopterus annectens (West African lungfish)
Lineage: Eukaryota; Metazoa; Chordata; Ceratodontiformes; Protopteridae
Product: chloride intracellular channel protein 4-like
Exons: 6
Coding region: 16-1953 (645 amino acids)
Source: RefSeq, a predicted model, not a curated record
AUUUAGAGCGCUGUCAUGCGCACUGAGGAGUCUUUGGUAAAACCUCUAAUCCAGUACAAUUUCCUGAGCUGCCUUCAUAGCUUUGUCUGUCACAACACGGGUGUCAUUAGCAGGAAGGCAAAUAUCCUACAAGUGCAGCAAGCCAUGUCCACAACAAAUGCAGUGACAGAAACCGAACUCCAUAUCCGUCAAAGCCAGGAGCCCACAGAAGGAGACCAAGAAGUAAGGAACGUGCUUCCUGAUGGGGAAGAGAGAAGUAAUGCAAAUAACGUAGACGAAGUUGUCAAACCUGAGGAGACAACAGAAAAGAGCAGCCAAGAAACAGGGGAAGCCACAGGGAUAGAUUCCGCUUGGCCCGAAAAAGAAAGUACACCUGUUGAGAAUAUUGCUCCAGAAAACAACACAACAAACUCGGAGACUGAAGCUUCCGAAGGAAAAGAUAACGGAACAGAGAAUGAAGGACCAGAUAAGGGAAUCGAUGAGAGACCAGAGCCAGAAAACUCACCUGAACCAGAAACAACACCUGUCGGGAUUAGCCAAGAGGAACCUUUUACCGGCGAAAAUGGAGAAGAAAAUACUCCAAGUUCUGCAGAAACAAGGCAGGUAGACCCUAAGGAGGACGAUGGGGAUAACUUUAAAGCAAUCUCUUCAGCCAGUAGCAGCGACAGCAGCGACAGUGAAUACGAGGAAGGGGAAGAUGAAGAGGGCAAAGCAAACUAUGAGAUGGAACCUGAAAGGGAGAAAGAAAGCGACAAAAACUCAUCUGAGACCGACCUGGCGUGUGGUGACGGUGUUAAAGAAACAGGAGAAGCGACAGGUGCGGUAACUGAGGCAGAAGAAGGCGAUAACGUUGGAAGGAAUGGAGAGGCUGAAGACAAUGCCACCGGCUCUGCAGGUGCAAAAGAAACAGGAGAAGUGACAGAUGCGGUGACUGAGGGAGAAGAGGGAGACAGAGUCGGAAGGAAUGGAGAGGCUGAGGACAAUGCCACCGGCGUUGCAGGUGCAAAAGAAAUAGGAGCAGUGACAGAUGCGGUGACUGAGGGAGAAGAGGGAGACAGAGUCGGAAGGAAUGGAGAGGCUGAAGACAAUGCUACCGGCACUGGAGGGGUACACCCUGGCGCUGCAGGAGAGGAGGACCCAAUAGGUGCAGUAGAAGGCGCAGAUGAUGAAGGGGUUAAAGAGAAUGGCCUGGACACUAGUGCUGCACUGGUGUUAGAAGAUGCUGCGAUAGAAGUACAGGAGUUUGAUAUCUCCCUUUACGUUAAGGCUGGAAGUGAUGGAGAAAGCAUAGGGAACUGCCCAUUUUCUCAACGACUCUUCAUGCUUCUUUGGCUAAAAGGUGUCAUAUUUAACGUUACAACAGUUGACCUUAAAAGGAAGCCUGCAGAUUUGCAAAAUCUAGCACCGGGUACAAACCCUCCUUUCAUAACAUUUGAUGGAGAGGUCAAAACUGAUGUCAACAAGAUUGAAGAAUUUCUAGAAGAAAGACUUGCACCUCCAAGGUACCCUAAGCUUGCACCUAAAUAUCCAGAAUCUUAUACUGCUGGCAGUGAUGUGUUUUCCAAAUUCUCUGCAUACAUAAAGAACACAAGGCAAGAUACAAAUGAAGUUUUGGAAAAGGCGCUAAUAAAGGCUUUAAAGAAAGUGGAUGGCUACCUAAAUACUCCCUUGCCAGAUGAGAUUGAUGAAAACAGCACAGAAGAUAUCAUAGUUUCCAGCAGAAAAUUCCUGGAUGGGGAUGAACUCACCCUGGCAGAUUGUAGCCUUUUACCAAAACUCCACAUAAUUAAGGUUGUGGCAAAGAAGUAUCGGAAUUUUGAAAUCCCAGCUGAAAUGACUGCAGUUUGGAGAUAUCUGAACAAUGCAUAUGCCAGAGAUGAGUUUACAAACACUUGCCCUGCUGAUCGGGAAAUUGAGUUUGCAUAUUUAGAUGUUGCCAAAAGAAUUAAAUAAUGCUUUGAGUUUUCAGAAAGUGUUCGUGUUCAGAAAAUGGCUAAAAAAUUGGAUUUAGCUACAUUUUUUCAACUAAAACAGACCUUGAUGUUUUUUUUUUUCAGAAUAACUUUGGAGACGCAUCAUUUUUGCUAUUAGAAUUUUCAUUAUAUAAAGUAAUUUACAUAAAUGACACAUUAUCUGUUUUGUUUAACAAGUAAAUUAACACUUACAAGUAGCUUUAUUUACAAAACUAGCCAAAAUGAAUUUGUUAAAUAAAGUAUGUAUUUUAUCAUUGCUCAGCUAUGGAAAAAUGUAUGAUAGUUUGCAAAAUGAGGAAGCCAGAGUUGCCUAACAUUACAGACUGAUUUUCAAAUAAUUUAAGAAUGCACUUCAUAUACUAGUGAUCAGAAAAUAUAUUUUACAAAAUCAGUUGAUCUUUUUCAGAUGAAAAUCUAUUGCUGUUAUUUUUACACAGUAUCUUAAUGAAACUAUGAAAGCCUUUCUAUGAACACUGUUUUAUACCUAAACUCAUUUAACUUAAUAUAUGUAGAAACCAUUAAAGCUGGAACAAUGUC